Molecule: messenger RNA, 4812 nt
Organism: Alexandromys fortis (reed vole)
Lineage: Eukaryota; Metazoa; Chordata; Mammalia; Rodentia; Cricetidae
Gene: Rbsn
Product: rabenosyn, RAB effector
Exons: 12
Coding region: 348-2447 (699 amino acids)
Molecular function (GO): metal ion binding
Source: RefSeq, a predicted model, not a curated record
CUGCCGAGCGCCGAGCUGCCGAUGGCGAUGUCUGCCGCGAGUCUCUGAGGCAUCUCGGGGGCCCGGAGUCGCGGCCGGAGGUCGAGAGUAGACUGCCGGCCGCGUUUCGGAAGCCGCAGGGCGUGAGGGAGGGUGUCGGCCCGCUCGGAGCCGCCACCGAGAAGGCGGCGGUGGCUGAGAUUCCUCCUGCUAAAGAGAGGAAAUCUCAUCCAAGGCCACAAUGUCACUUCCCAAUUAUCCAGUGCUGCCUGCUUAAGCUAACACUGCCAGAAUCCUGUUCCCUUGGGAGGAAUCAAGCUGACUUGGCAUGAGGUUCCUGCCUUCCUGGGGUUGAAAGAAGCUCAACUAUGUCUUCUCUUGAUGACCCAGGGGAAGUGAGGGAAGGCUUCCUGUGCCCUUUGUGCCUGAAGGACCUUCAGUCUUUCUACCAACUUCAGUCACAUUAUGAAGACGAGCACUCAGAAGAUCGUGAUGUCAAAGGGCAAAUUAAAAAUCUUGUUCAGAAGGCUAGGAAAGCAAAGAACAAGUUGCUGAAGCGCGAAGGGGAUGAUCGAGUGGAGCCAGGGGCCCAAGGAUACGAGUCAUUCAGCUAUGGAGGGGUUGAUCCUUACAUGUGGGAACCCCAGGAGCUUGGUGCUGUGAGAAGCCAUCUUUCUGACUUCAAAAAACAUCGUGCUGCAAGAAUUGAUCACUAUGUUGUUGAAGUCAACAAAUUAAUAAUCAGGUUGGAGAAGCUCACUGCAUUUGACAGAGCAAAUACUGAGACUUCAAAGAUUAGAGCAAUAGAAAAGUCCGUGGUGCCUUGGGUCAAUGACCAGGAUGUUCCCUUCUGUCCAGACUGUGGGAAUAAGUUCAGCAUCAGGAACCGUCGUCACCACUGCCGCCUCUGUGGGUCUAUCAUGUGCAAGAAAUGUAUGGAGCUCAUUGGCCUGCCCUUGGCAAAUCAGAAACUACGACUUUGCAUGGAGAAAGUUGACCAGAAAGCUCCUGAAUACAUCAGGAUGGCAGCAUCUUUAAAUGCUGGGGAGACAACCUACAGUCUGGAGCAUGCCAAUGACCUCCGAGUGGAAGUGCAGAAGGUGUAUGAGCUAAUAGACGCUCUGAGUAAGAAGAUCUUAACCUUGGGCUUGAACCAGGACCCUUCACCACAUCCAAACACUGUGCGACUACAGAGAAUGAUCAGAUACUCAGCUACACUAUUUGUGCAGGAAAAAUUACUGGGUUUGAUGUCACUGCCAACCAAAGAACAGUUUGAAGAACUAAAAAAGAAGAGGAAGCAGGACUUGGAACAGAAGAGGACCAUGGAGAGACAGGCUGCUCUGGAGUCCCGACGGAAGCUCGAGGAAAGACAGAGUGGUUUGGCAUCUCGUGCAGCCAAUGGGGAAGUGAGGUCUCUCCGAGGCAUCCCUGCCCCCUUGCGAAAAGCUGAGGGCUGGCUCCCACUGUCAGAAGGUCAGGGACAGAGUGAAGACCCUGACCCUCUCCUCCAACAGAUCUACAACAUUACAUCCUUCAUCAGGCAGGCCAAGGCUGCAGGCCGCACAGAUGAGGUGCGCACACUUCAGGAAAACCUGCGGCAGCUGCAGGAUGAGUACGACCAGCAGCAGACUGAGAAGGCCAUUGAGCUGUCCCGGAGGCAGGCUGAGGAGGAGGAGCUGCAACGAGAGCAGCUCCAGAUGCUCCGCAAACGGGAGCUGGAACGAGAGCAAGAGCAGUUCCUGGCGGCGUCCGUGCACCCACGGACUCGUGCUCUAGACCUCCGAGAAGUCGUCCCCUUCCAGCUGGAGCCCAGCCAAGCGCCUCACAGUGAUCUUGCCUAUGCCUUAGAUCAGGACUCCUCCCCAGUUCCGGGCAGCGCUGCUCCCGGGACCCUUUCACCUGGCUGCGCUUUAGCACCCAUCCGCUUGUGGUCUGGACCCCCAGCGCUUAGCCAGAGCACCGUACCACAGCAAAGUGAAAAGACCUCUCUCAACCCGUUUGAUGAAGAAGACUUCUCCAGCCCUGCAGAGGAUGCUGCCAGCCCUGCUGCUACAGAAACUUUCCUGAGCCCCUCAGCUGCUGUCACCAGAGAAUACAAUCCUUUUGAGGAAGAUGCCGAGGAAGAGGAGGUGGCAGAGUUGGGGGCAGGCAAUCCCUUCACUGACCCAAACAGUCCAGCACCCAACCCCUUUGAUGAGGAUGAGCAUCCCAGGCCUGCCAGCCCACCUGCCCCUGGAAAUCCUUUUGAAGAGUGCCCCUGCACCAACCCCUUUGAGGUGGACAGUGACAGUGGCACGGAGGCUGAGGAGCACAUCGAAGAGGAGCUGCUCCUACAGCAGAUUGACAACAUCAAGGCUUAUAUUUUUGAUGCCAAGCAGUGUGGUCGAAUGGACGAGGUUGAGGUGCUGACUGAGAACCUUCGGGAGCUGAAGUGUACCCUGGCUAAGCAAAAGGGGGGCCCUAACUGACGGCAGUGGGCCAGUACCGGGCAAAGUCUUGGGCAGCAGGGUACCAAGAGGGAGGAGGAGAAGGGUGGGCAUCUAAUGAUGCCAACAGUGAGGUGGGGAGCAGUAGUCUCUUGUUGCUGUGCACUGUGAGGCAUUUCCACUACAGUUGAACAAAAACAGGAAACAAAUCAGCACUCGCUUGCUGGUUUUUCUGUAUUAUUUUUUUAACAAAGCAUUCCCUUUUCAGGGAACUUUACCAUUUUAUUUCUGAGAUACAGCUCAGUGCAGCUCUGUUGGGCCAAGGUAGAAAGGUCUCCUGGGCACCUUGGUCUCUUUUCUGCUGACUGUUCUUGGUCAUGAUGCAGUAUUAUAGGUCAGCCCUUGGUGGGCCCCUUCCUGUAGCCAAGACAGGUAGGGGCUCUGGCAGGAGUCUGUCCUAGUCUGGCUGCUCCCUUUCACCGCCUUCUUGCUGGGGCUGUCCCCUGAACACUUAGGGAGAAGCUGCUAUGAAGGGAGGUCUGGACCCAAGGCGACCAGUGCCUCUCUGUGGAUGGUGGGGAUGUUGUGAGUAUUGUCCCCUCCUGGUUAAAGAAAGGACAGUAUCCAAGUGCAGGGGUGUCACUGUGAGCUUGAUUAUGAGAUAGGCUUUUUGGUGGAUGUUAUGGUUUGGAGAAGUUUCUACCUGAACAGUUGUCUGUCCAUGGAAACCUCUUUCCAGGGCUUUGGCGGAAUGACCAAAGGUUAUAUUGAAGGGCCUGUGGUGUGAUUUGGGAAUCUGACCAGAAAGCUUUUGUGGAGUAUUGGCAUCAGAUGGAAUUCUGAGUCAGCUCCCCAGUCAGCCUUCUUCACUGUGGUUCAUCCUGACCUGGGAAACUGGGCAGGUGUUUUCUUACUGCUUUGAGUACUGAGAAACAGAAAUAUUUGAUGCACAGCCUCUGAUCAUUCCACAGCCCUGAAGUACUUGAACUCUGAUAGGGACAGAAAGGGAAGUUACGUAGCUUAGUGCUUAGUUUACAGGAACAGAGGGGUUGACAGAUGCCUGGUGUGCUCAGCUUUGCAUACUCUCUCCAGUGAUACUCUUUAGUUAAUGGUCAGUAACUGACCACUAGUCCCUUUCUGCCUUAGCCAAGGCUUCUGUUGGUGAUUGGCACAUGAGCUGAAAUUCUUCCGUAACAUUCUGGUGAAAAGCCAUCUUGGCGGUAAGAGUGGCAUCUGGAUGCAAAGAACUUUGUUUUGGCAGCUGUUCAUUAGUACCUGUUGGGGCUUUGACUGGGUAGGAAGUCCUGUUUGGGGAUGUGGGAAGGGCUGAAGGGGGAGGGUAAUGGAGGACCCUUUGGGUUCUGUCAACAGCACGUGUUUACUGACCUGUGAGUGUAUUGCCAGCUCUGUUGGUGUCACCGGCUGUUCUGAGAGGUGGGCAACCUGGACCCAUGUUUCCUGGGGCAGUCCUCUUCUUCUCUUCUUAAGGCCCAGGCUCUAGAUGCUGUUGCCCUAGGGUUCUAGGCAUGUCCAGGAUAUCUACCCUGCUUGGACUGCCUUGUCUGAUCAAAGAGGAGGCAGCUCAACACAGAGUGAAGCUGAAUACGGGUUCCCACCACUACUUUUCCUGACAUAGAUCAGGUGUUCAGACUGGUAUGGCUGUAGACAUUGCUUUUCUCAUGAGACAGGGCUUCUUAAUUAGCUGGUGACUCACUAAAUGAACUCACCUGCAGGGAGCGGUCUGUGGCUGAGAGCGUGGAGAAAAACUAAUGCUUUUAAAUCUCAACUCACUGAGUAGUGCACCAAGUAAACGCAUGCCAGAGGUUUCACUGAGUUUCUCUUUGAAUUCCUCUUUGGCCAUAUCUCUAAGUCAGACAUGACAGGGGAGACUCUAUCACUUUCUAGAAUUUAUGUAGGUCAAGGUUGGUUUGCAGAGGGGGAUUGCCUGUGAGCAUAGCUACACAGGAUACCUCAUGUGAACCCUUCAUGAUUUCAGAGGUGCUUCAGUGACGGAGCACGUCCUUGAGAGGGAGUUGGCACACCCCCUAGACGGAGGUCAGUUUCAUCUGCGGAAGGGCUUCUGGCUUUGCCCCUCCUAACACACUAAGGAACUGGAGCCCCACUCACUGCACUUACUGCUCAUCAUGUCUUUGUCGUCAGAUGCUAAAAUGUCUUUCUAAGUCAUCAUGAGCCAUGUGGCAUAGCUAGGUCAUUUGAUUUGAAUUGAGGAUUUGGUCUCUGUACUAGGCCAACUAGAGGAACAUGAUGUGUUGGUAAUCAUGGUGACUGUCAGCUUGAUGGCCAUUGAUGUGCAUGCACUACACUGGGCCUUGUAUCAGGCUUUUAUUAAAAAAUAAAAUAACAUGUAUAUGAGUCUUUUAUUAAAGAAAUGACAUUUUGUUGCUCA